GUAGGGGUAGGGUGGCUGCCGAGGUUGCGGACGCGAGCUAAAGACGGGUAAGCGGCAAUAGCUUAGGUUUCGUGUGAAGAUCACUUGUUUUGGAACGAACUGAUGCUCCAUGUUCUGCAGUCAGCUAUUGAGUGUUCAGCUUCACAUCACCGACAGUAUAACAGGAACGUACCGAUGUGCAAGCGUGUGUGGAACGAACGUUCACGUGCGGUUACAAAGGAUGCACGCCCGUGUAACAAAGCGUCCAAGACUAUCCAGCAUUAUGAGCACACCUUCUACGCCAGAAUACAAGACACAAAGAAAACAUAACGUUUAUUAUUCACAUCAACUACAGUUUUACAACUUUGCGAGAGAGUGGCUCUUGGCGGAAUGCUUUGUACACAUCGUUCUUGUCGGUGACAGUGAAGGCAUAAUUGCUCAGAAGUGUCCUGAAGAAAUAUCUGCAAAUCAAGGUGCACAGUUCUUCCCUAAGCUCACAGUCAUGGCUAGGACACUGCAACAGCGGGCAGCAAGAUAGAGCAGGCACAGCAUAUUUGAGCAGUGUACCCAGUGGGCGAGGCAGGUUUGGCUUGCUCUUCAACGCAGCAUCAGCAAAUUUGUUCAGAAUGUCCACGGCACGGAGAAGGUCUUGUGAAGCGUUUCUCAUGUUCCUCAGCUUCCUGUUCCAUCUUGAUCUUUCAAGUGCAGUGAUGCCCCCCUUCCUGAGGUUGUCCACUUGGGUUGCUUAGUCCUGUCGUAGUGUUUGCUGUGGUGCUUUGCUCAUAUCCGCUGUUACUGCUUGUGUCAGCCUUUCUUCAGACCGAACCGUACAGUGUCCAUGCUGAGAGUCUGGUCGACUUUAAAUUCUUCCUCUGGCAACGCAACAUUCUGGGCUAGCUUAAUUCUUUUUGCUGAAUCGACGAUGCCGCGUGUGUCAUUGGCCAACUUUCGUUUCCUGAUAGAGCUAUCACCGCGGUUCGAAAUUUGUCGUGGCUGAAGAUGCGAUGGAUUGUCCGUGAACACCGAAGGUAGCGCUCCCUUUUUGAGCCUCCGUCUCAUAUCCUUCCACAAAAUCUGCAUUUGUGAAAUGCCGGCUGCACACUUUACUGUAGUUAGACGUCGCGUUCGGCACCCAGUUAUCACGCUUGAUGCGCUUCAGCCACUGCUCCCAUGUGUAAAUAUCCGCGGGAAUCUCGUGGAAAGACACCCUGGGCGGCUUCUUCUUGAAGUCCGAUCGACAGAGUGGAAUGCAACGAUACGCCAUUACCUAAAAGGAGAAGGAAUAAAGCUCUUUUAAACGGGUGCUCGAAGGACUAAGCGUGCAUUCAUUCUCGUAGCUAAACACCACGCCUAUAUAUACAUUUCGCUAAUGCACUAAAAGCGAGGAAUAAAGUCUUACCUCAGGCUUUUCAUUAAGGAAGGACCAGCUUCACACGUGUGCAAGAAGCAAGGCGUGAAACACGCUAGAACCAAUAAAGGAGGCGCUGAGUGAACUAUCGGCUAUCAGCUAGUGGAACAAACGCUUUCUUGAGGCGAGCUUGAGACUUCCGGUUCCUCGCAUAGCCUCGUCCUCAGGAGGGGGGUCCGAUAUGGGAAUUUUGCAAUUUCGAUCAUUUCGAUGCUCCACCAGCUCCACCGUUCCACCCCUUGUCCAUAGCUAUAUCGAUAGAGAAGGCAACUGCUAAACACGGCUACGGCACUUCUACUGCUUCUAUCAGAAUCGUCUGCGUGCAUGUCAAGACGUAGUUUGCAUCGAGCCAGUUGCGGAGAAACUCUCAAUCCAUGGACCUAGGAAUUGAUGUCUGGCCCUGGAGAACAUCAUCUGGGAUAUCACAACACAAUGCUUGGCUUGAAGCUAUGCUGGAGUACGUAUUCGUUAGGAAGCCAUCAGAUUCUCCAAACAGACUGUCAUUGAGCCUUGACAACUUGGAUGACUUCAUUGACUCAGAGCUCGAGAAGGCAGGAAGGGAGCAAGUAGUGCAGAGUGACUAUGGAAAACUUGGGCCUGACCAUGUUGUCUUUGAUGUAGGCACUAAUGUGGGGGCAUUUGUUCUUGACAAAGACAGGCUGAGUUUGGCCAGUGAAAGCAAGUUUAAUACAAUCAGAGGGACAUGUUGUGUGUUCAAAGGAAAGUGGCACUAUGAACUAAUGCUAGGAUCCAAAGGUGUUAUGCAAGUCGGCUGGGCCACAUACAACUGCAAGUUUUCACAAGAGAAAGGUGUUGGUGACACCAGAGACUCAUACUCAUACGAUGGAAAUCGCAUCCGGAAGUGGAAUGUGGCCACCUACAAAUACGGGCAGCCAUGGCUGGCUGGAGACGUCAUUGGUUGCUGCAUUGACUUGGAUCGAGGCGCAGUGGACUUUUACAGGAAUGGUUGCUGGCUUGGAGAGGCUUUUGGAGACGUUCGUGUGGGUCCUGGAUUAGCUUACUUCCCUGCAGUGAGCUUGGCUUACAGAGAGCAGCUGGUUGCUAACUUUGGGGCUACACCUCUGCGCUACCCAGUGGACGGCUAUUCACCCCUAGAGAGGCUACCACAGGGACAGCUAGAAAAAGCACACAUUUUGCUUGGAUGGACAAAAAGGAUCCUGCCUGUCUACGAAGAAGUCCUCAAGGGAGCCACACAAAUGACAUACGUAACAGAUGGCAUUGACGUGUUUCGUCAAGGCACAAAGACUCAGGCUCUUCUCUUGGCAGCUCCAGUCGUGAACCGUCUGGGACCUCUUAUGAUGUCUCGUUACUUGACGGAGGUGGCAUUGCUUCCUCUGCUGUUCCAACUGCUUGAAGAGACUGAAGACAAUUCAAACAGUCAUGUGUCCACUCUACUUGACCUCCUAUGGGCCAUCCUCGAGGUGGAGGAAAUGGAAGCCUGUCUCCAGAACAUUAUAUUUGCGCUACUUACUGGGUUCCGCUUCUCAGUUCCAACAGUUGACUUUUGUCACCGCAAGCGACAUCUGGUUUUAGUCCUGGACUUGUUCAAGCAUCACGCCACGAGGCGGUAUCUACUGCAAAAUGUGAUAUUCGAGAAGAUGAAAUUUCCUAUAUUCAUGGAAGCAAAAACCCUCGAUGAUGGGACAUUGACCACAUUAAUACCAGACGUAUGGUAUGAGCUCAUGGAAGAUGUACAUCCAGCUGAAGAAGUGUACAAGAAAGCACUUUAUGCUGCUUCAAAGGACAAACUGAAAGCUGCUGUGGCAUCACUUGAAAACCUACAGGUGGACGUCCUUGAGGCACUUGCCACAGAUGUGGAUGCAGACGAGUCGAGACUUUCCUUGAAGACCAGGUACCACUGCCACGAUGCGCAAGUUCAAACCAGCCGUGAGAUUUUCCUGGCCAAGUUGGACAACUUCCUUGCUGAGCAUUCCCCUGGAAGUAAGGCCCUGAGUGGAAACCUGUGCCCACCCAGCGUGUUGGUGUGCUUUUUUCACCGAUUGAUGUCCUUGUUACGACGGUGGCUUCCUGUCUACGAGGCUUCCAAUGGUGGGCACCUCCAGGAACACAGCCUGUAUGUUCAUUCAGACCACUACAUGCACAAAGCGUCUCCGUUGACCCGCAUCGGCGAGCUACCAGAUCUUAAACUACCGAUCCCUGAUGCAGCCUGUCCAUCUAACGUCCACUCAGGCACUACCAACAGCAAUGGCAAGGCAGAAGGCACCCCGGGAAAGCUUGGUAUGGCACACACCUACGUUUAUUCCCUUUUUGACGGCAUUGUGCGCCUGUAUCAUAUCGGCGUACACGCACAACUGGUUAAGUUGAGCUCUGUAAAGGAUACGAUGCGCGACUAUUUGGCAGCCCAACAGAGUUUACAGCGUGGGAACACCUGGGAGCAGCAACGCUACACUGACAUUGUGGAAGGUGACGUGUCACACACGGUAGCAAACACUGAGCUUGUGUUACGAACUGCACUAACAGACCAAGGGCGGCAUGUCGCUUGGCUCUCUGCUGUUGUCUACUCAAAGGAGAAGCAAGGCGACAUCUACUGGGUGCUGCAGGGUGUACUGCGAACACUGGAAGAGGCGUCACGCAAUGGCCAGUGCCUGCGCUACUUAUGGGACCACUAUGUGGAGGCCUGCAUCAAGCUGCUUACGGUUCUCAUCAAUCAUUUCCCACCAACCUGCACCCUCACGAACAUCCCGGGGCACUACAAUACUCUGGUACGUUACAGCACUUUCCUAGCCCAGCACUUCGCAGACCCGAGGGUGGUAAACACUGAUCUCAAAGACACACUCCUGCGUGCGCUGGCGGCUCACGUGUGUCCUCCGUCCACUGUGCGUGCGCUCGAGUGUAUGCCAACAGAGAGCUCUAUGGCCAUGAUCAAGGCUCUGCUGCAGCCUUACAAGAACCGCCCUUGGGCCCAGACUAAUUGGAUACUCAUGAGACUGUGGAAGGGCUGUGGAUUUGCGUUUCGUUAUACUGUGGCUCCUCACUUGCUGCAGAGGAUGUCGUCUCGACCUGUGGAGUCUGUUCUCCCCAACCAUCCAGCCCCAUGUCCGUCGGUAUUCUUCCAAAAUCACAUUGGGCAGUGGCUGGAAGAUAAUGCAGAGGGCGCAGCUGCUUUUCUGGGAAGCGUCCUUACACAGCUGAAUUGGGCAUUCUCACAGUUCAUUAGCAUGUUACAGGAGAUCCAGAAUGCGCACAGCCGUCCGGAGCGUGUGUUCAUAGACACACGUCAGCUGAAGAUCUGUGCCACCUGCUUUGACCUCUCACUGGGGCUACUACGGGUCAUUGAAAUGGUGGUCAACGUGGCACCAUCUGUGGUCACUAAUCCCACUCGGCCACAUUGGGAUCUCCUUCUGACACGCAUUUUUCAGCUACUCAGCCAGGUACUCAACCGAGUUACCUCUCGGAGCGGCUGCUUCGAAUUGGUCGUUAACAUGGAUGUCCCUGGUCUGGAGGGCCUUGACCACUUUCCUGUGUUGACGGCUGUCGCUGGUAUUCUGGUUGCUCUCCUCCUCAAGGGGUCACUCGAUAGCCGCGAAAUAGCACUGUCGGUCCUUCUCGCUGAACCAAGUUUCCAACUGUCUACACUGGAGUUCCUUUUGGGAGGUCCCACACAAGAUGAGACUGGUACAACCUGCGCUCGUUUCUCCUUGGCCAGCUACGGUGAGGUGAAAGAAGAGGAGGUGGAGCAAGUUCGUCAAUUGGUGGCGCUGGUGCAAAGCCGUCAGCCUCCACUGAUGGGUAGCCCCGAGAACAGCGAUCUUCUCUGUACCAUAUGUUACGCUCAUCAAAACUCAGUGCGCUUUGUGCCUUGCGGACACCAGUCUUGCAGGUAUUGUAUCAUCACUCAUCUGGUGAACAACCGGGAAUGCUUUUUCUGCAAAGCAGUCAUCGAGAAGGUGGACACAACUGAGAAGCAGAACAACACGUGAAGAUGUUUUGCAUGAAACCAACUUUGAGAAAUAUUAAACUUUUAUUAUAGAGCAGCA
Molecule: messenger RNA, 5406 nt
Organism: Ornithodoros turicata
Lineage: Eukaryota; Metazoa; Arthropoda; Arachnida; Ixodida; Argasidae
Product: E3 ubiquitin-protein ligase RNF123-like
Exons: 33
Coding region: 1762-5349 (1195 amino acids)
Cellular component (GO): cytoplasm
Molecular function (GO): ubiquitin-protein transferase activity; protein binding
Source: RefSeq, a predicted model, not a curated record